Lactuca sativa (garden lettuce) is the source of this 1816-nucleotide messenger RNA. Its product is annotated as 3-beta-hydroxylase. Gene Ontology annotation, molecular function: monooxygenase activity; iron ion binding; oxidoreductase activity, acting on paired donors, with incorporation or reduction of molecular oxygen. NCBI's taxonomy places the organism in Eukaryota, Viridiplantae, Streptophyta, Magnoliopsida, Asterales, Asteraceae. The record is from RefSeq and is a predicted model, not a curated record.
AUGUUGUUGUUCAUCAUUGAUCAGCUCUCGUCUUCCUUAAUUCUUCUUCCAUUGUUCAUCUUGGUGGUCUCCAUUCUUUCAAAAUGGUAUUUCUUUCCGUCAAAACCCCUAAAAAACAUACCACCUUCUCCAUCGAAGCUUCCAAUCAUCGGAAACCUCCACCAACUAGGUUCAAGCCCCCAUCGUUCCCUCCAAGCUUUAGCCAAGAAACACGGCCCUCUCAUGUUACUACAUUUUGGUCGUGUGCCGGUGGUUGUGGCCUCCUCUGCUGACGCAUCUCGAGAAAUCAUGAAAACCCAUGAUUUAAUCUUCGCUAAUCGAGCAAAAUCAAGCGUGCCAAGCAUACUUUCAUACGAUGCUAGGGACAUUGCUUUUGCAGAUUACGGAGAGUAUUGGAGACAGAUCAAAAGCAUUGCUGUGCUUCAGCUUCUAAGUCAAAAAAGAGUUCAAUCAUUCCGUCGGAUGAGAGAAGAAGAGACGGAUCUGCUCGUUGAAAAAAUCAGAGAGAUUAGUUGUUCUUCUUCUCCGGUGGUUGAUAUGAGUAAGUUAUUGAUUUCACUUACAAACGGAGUGAUUUGUAGAUCAGCGUUGGGGCGAAGGCACGGUGGUGAGAAGUUCAAAGAGCUAUUUGCUCAGUUUGUAGAGUUAUUGGGUGUUUUCAGUGUUGGAGAUUACAUCCCAUGGUUGUCAUGGGUGGAUCGUUUGAAUGGAUAUGCAGCUAAAGCAGUGAAAAUUGCUGCCGAAUUUGAUGAGUUUCUAGAAAGCGUGAUCGAGGAGCAUGUUGACCGGAAGAGACAAACAUACGAUGUUGGUGGCGACGACGAGAACAAAGAUUUUGUUGACAUUUUACUUGAAAUUCAGAAUGAAAAGGACGCCAGUUUCGUUCUAGAUCGAGAUACUGUUAAAGCUCUAAUUUUGGAUGUGUUUACAGGUGGAACUGAUUCGACAUACUCAACACUCGAGUGGGAACUCAGUGAGCUGUUACGAAACCCACAUGUCAUGAAAAAGCUACAAGAAGAAGUGCGAGAAGUAGCCAAAGGCAAACCGAAGAUAACCGAGGAUGACUUAGAUCAAAUGCAGUAUUUAAAGGCCGUUGUGAAAGAAAAUUUCCGAAUGCACGCACCACUCCCGCUGCUUGUUCCUCGGGAAUCGACCCAAGAUGUUAAAUUAAUGGGGUAUGAUAUUGCAGCAGGGACACAAGUUCUGAUCAACGCAUGGGCUGUUGGGCGAGACCCAAGUUUAUGGGAUGACCCUGAAGAAUUUCGACCUGAGAGGUUCCUGGAUAGUCCGGUAGAUUACAAAGGGCUUCAUUUUGAGUUGACGCCUUUUGGCGCUGGUAGGAGGAAAUGCCCGGGGAUCCAGUUUGCAAUGAGUGUUAAUGAGCUGGUGUUAGCUAGUUUGGUGUAUAGUUUUGAUUUCCAAUUGCCUGGUGGACAAAAAGGGGAGGAUUUGGACAUGAGUGAGACUGUUGGGAUCACAAUUCAUAAGAAACUGCCUUUACUGGUGAUAGCAACUCCAUAUGUCACAGUACUGUAGCUCACGGUUAGCAUGAUCAAGAUUGCAUCUGUACGAGCGUUUAUCCUUCCUGUGUGUUCCUCCGUCCACUUGCAUUAGAAUAACACAAGGAGAAAAUGAGCUAUAUAUAUGGUGGAAAACUCCCAUGAAGAAAUCCCUAAUCUGUUGAAUAAGUUUGUGUAUAUUUUAGUGAUAUAAGUACUUAAUUCCGUCUGAUCUAAGGCUGUGAUGUUUUUUCUAUUAUUGUAAUCAUUUCAAUUGGUUGUACAUCUAAAUGGUUUCAUAUGGGUAUCACUACUAG